Ascochyta rabiei is the source of this 738-nucleotide messenger RNA. RefSeq lists its product as uncharacterized. Gene Ontology annotation, biological process: post-chaperonin tubulin folding pathway; cytoplasmic microtubule organization; tubulin complex assembly. The record is from RefSeq and is a predicted model, not a curated record. Bases 1 to 738 code for a protein of 245 amino acids. Gene Ontology annotation, molecular function: alpha-tubulin binding; microtubule plus-end binding. Gene Ontology annotation, cellular component: cytoplasm; nucleus; microtubule plus-end. Lineage: Eukaryota; Fungi; Ascomycota; Dothideomycetes; Pleosporales; Didymellaceae. The transcript is spliced from 3 exons.
AUGUCACUCCAGAGCGUGUCAGAUGUGCCGCUUCUCAUCAGCUCCCCCAACUCAUCCUCCGAGCGCCGCAUCUCGCCAUCGUGGAGUAUUGCCCACCUGAAGAGCCGGCUGGAGCCUAUCACCGGAGUGCCUGCGAGCAGCCAGCUGCUUUCUCUUCGAGUUGCAUCUCAGGAUCCUGUACCACUCACCGGACUGGAUGAGGAACAGACGCGUUUGGCGCAGUUCCCUUUGCAGCCCUACGCCGAGAUCACCGUCGUUGACACACGCCCACCUGCGGCCCGAACGAACUUCUCAGAUCUAUCAGCCGUCGACAAAUAUACCAUGCCGGCGGAGGAAUACGAAACUCGAACUGAUAGUGUUCUUGCCUGGAAGAAAGCCCAAAAACUUGGUCGCUUUGAUCCAAACGCGCCAAGCAUAGAGCAACAGAAAGUGCUUGCAUCCGAGCGUGAGAUUGAAGAGAGAGGUCUUGCUGUUGGCGGCCGUGUCCGCCUCCUCCCCGAAUCUGACGCGCGAAGAGGCACAGUAAGUUACACUGGUCUCGUCUCGGAAAUCCCCGGAAUCGGCGCCUGGGUCGGUGUCACGCUCGAUGAGCCAACGGGCAAGAACGAUGGCUCGGUCAAGGGCAAGCGGUACUUUGAGUGCGCGAACAACUACGGCGUAUUCGUGAGACCUGAGCGCUGUGAGGCUGGAGAUUUCCCGGCGCUAGAUAUGGAUGAUGAGGAUUUGGAGGAGCUUUAG